UCAACCCUCGAGACGACUCGCUCCGAACUUUCCAGAAUCACGUUAGGAACAGGACUGUCUUUGUUAAAGCCCCCUUCCUACAAUGCCAUUUUCGAUUCCAUUGCAAAAGUCUCCGACGGUUUCUAUCUGAGAAAUCCAAGAGGAUAUUUGCCAUGGCCGACGAGGCUAAAUCCAAGGGUAACGCUGCCUUCUCCGCCGGCCGCUUCUCCGAAGCCGUCCGAUUCUUCACGGAAGCCAUCGAUCUGGCCCCCACCAAUCACGUCCUCUACUCCAACCGCUCCGCCGCGUACGCUUCUCUCCAGCAAUACUCUGAUGCCCUUGCCGACGCCCAAAAGACCGUCGAUCUCAAGCCCGACUGGGCCAAAGGCUACAGCCGUCUCGGCGCGGCGCACGUCGGCCUCGGCAGCCUCGACGAUGCAAUCGCCUCUUACAAGAAGGGCCUCGAGAUCGACCCCAACAACGAGGCGCUGAAAUCGGGAUUGGCCGAUGCGCAGGCCGCCGCCGCCGCUGCCGCACGAUCUCGCGGGCCUCAGUCGUCGCCUUUCGGAAACAUUUUCCAGGGCCCGGAUGUGUGGACGAAGCUGACAGCGAACCCGGCGACGCGGGGAUAUCUGCAGCAGCCUGAUUUCUUGAAGAUGAUGCAGGACGUGCAGCGGAACCCGAACAAUCUCAAUUUGUAUUUGAAGGACCCGCGAAUGCUGGCGGUGCUUGGGGCUUUGUUGAAUGUGGAACUGAGGACGGGAACACAGGACGAGAUGGAGAGGGAGGUGCCGAUGCCGGAGCCGGAAGUGAAGAACCAGGUGGAGUCGGAGGUAGCGAGGGAGGUCGAGCCAGAGCCCACUGGUGUUAUGGAUGAGAAGAAAGAGGAGAGGGAGAGGAAGGCAGAUGCUCAGAAGGAGAAGGAGGUGGGUAAUGCAGCCUACAAAAAGAAGGAUUUUGAGACAGCAAUUCAGCAUUAUACAAGGGCAAUGGAACUUGAUGAUGAGGAUAUAUCGUUUCUAACGAACAGGGCAGCAGUUUAUAUGGAGAUGGGAAAGUAUGACGAUUGCAUCAAGGAUUGUGACAAAGCUGUUGAGAGGGGCAGAGAGCUUCGUUCAGAUUAUAAGAUGGUUGCAAGGGCCUUGACUAGGAAGGGAACUGCCUUGGUGAAGCUUGCAAAAUGCUCCAAGGACUAUGAGCCAGCGAUUGAAGCUUUCCAGAAAGCCCUGACUGAGCAUCGCAAUCCUGACACAUUGAAAAAACUUAUUGAUGCAGAGAAAGCAAAGAAGGAUUUGGAGCAACAGGAGUAUUUUGAUCCACAAAUAGCAGAUGAGGAGCGUGAGAAAGGCAACGAAUUUUUCAAGCAACAGAAGUAUCCAGAGGCUGUGAAACAUUACACAGAAGCCCUGAGAAGGAACCCACGAGAUCCAAGGGUGUACAGCAACAGGGCAGCAUGCUAUACCAAACUGGCUGCCUUACCGGAGGGUUUGAAAGAUGCUGAAAAAUGCAUUGAGCUAGAUCCAACCUUUUCGAAAGGAUAUACAAGGAAAGGCACCGUCCAGUUCUUUAUGAAGGAAUAUGACAAAGCACUGGAGACGUACCAGGAUGGGCUAAAACACGACCCAAACAACCAGGAGUUGUUAGAUGGCGUGCGAAGAUGCGUUGAACAGAUCAAUAAGGCAAACCGAGGGGAUAUCAAUCCAGAUGAAUUGCAAGAGAGACAGGCAAAGGCAAUGCAGGAUCCAGAAAUUCAGAACAUUCUAUCUGACCCCAUCAUGAGACAGGUAUUGGUUGACUUCCAGGAGAACCCCACAUCUGCACAGGAUCAUCUCAAGAACCCACAAGUGAUGCUCAAGAUCCAAAAGCUGAUCAGUGCAGGGAUUGUCCAGAUGAGAUGAGGCAAGAACAACCAAGUAUUUAAUCAUUUCUGCUCUCCACCCAUGCCUUGGAUUGGUAAACUCGGUUUCAUUUUUUGGAUAGAUUGAUAAACUUGGUUUCAUUUUUAUGGUUUUGAUUGGCUAUUUAGCUUUUUUCUCUUCCUUCCUUUGGGAAUAGCAUGUCAUUCAUGGACUCUUUCGAGUCAGAUCUGAUGUUGCUCCUGGUGCUUUGUACGGUACUGCAGAUAAAAGAGAUUGAAACCAGUUUUGAAUACAAUUUGUUGAAUCUAUGUAAACAGACAUUACAUCUCUCAA
Magnolia sinica is the source of this 2171-nucleotide messenger RNA. Its product is annotated as hsp70-Hsp90 organizing protein-like. Gene Ontology annotation, molecular function: Hsp90 protein binding. NCBI's taxonomy places the organism in Eukaryota, Viridiplantae, Streptophyta, Magnoliopsida, Magnoliales, Magnoliaceae. The transcript has 7 exons. The record is from RefSeq and is a predicted model, not a curated record. Bases 153 to 1877 code for a protein of 574 amino acids.